CGGCGCCGCCCCCUCCCUCCAGCUGCGGGGCGCGACAUGGCGGCGGGGCGGGCGCUGCCGCUGCUCCUGCUGCUGCUGGAGCCGGUGGCCGCCGUGUGGCCGCAACCCCAGGCCGAGCGGACCCCGGCGGGUGGCGGCCGCUGCCUGCUGCCUCCCCGCCGCUUCCGCUUCGCCUACGCCGCCGGCUCCGCCGUGGGGCCGGGCUGCGCCGUGCUGGAGGCGGCCUUCCAGCGGUACUGGGCGCUGCUCUUCGCCGCCGCCCGCCCGACCGAGAAGGAGCUGCCCUGGGGGAUACCGUGUACUCAGCUUCUUGUCUUUGUUGCCACACCGGGCUGCAAUGGGUUUCCCAGCCUGGACUCCAAGGAGAGCUAUAAGCUGUCUGUCUCAGAAGGGUCCUUGCUGCUUUCUGCGGAUGCUGUCUGGGGAGCUCUCAGAGGCCUGGAAACGUUCAGCCAGCUUGUUGGGAGAGAUGAGAAUGGCACGUACUACAUCAACAAAACAGAAAUCGUGGACUUUCCCCGCUUCCGUCACCGGGGACUGUUGCUGGACACCUCUCGUCACUACCUACCCCUGAGAGCCAUCCUGGAAACUCUGGAUGUCAUGGCGUACAACAAGUUCAACGUGUUUCACUGGCACAUUGUGGACGACCCGUCAUUCCCCUAUGAGAGUAUGACCUUCCCAGAGCUCAGCAAGCAGGGAGCCUUCAAUGCCAUGACCCACGUGUACACAGCCAGUGAUGUGCAGACAGUGAUCGAGUACGCCCGGAUGCGUGGCAUCAGAGUCAUUGCAGAGUUUGACACUCCGGGGCACACCCUCUCCUGGGGUCCAGGUGCUCCAGGCCUCCUGACUCCCUGCUAUUUGGACAAGGAUCCUUCUGGGACCUAUGGGCCCAUCAACCCCAUCCUUAACAGCACCUACCAGUUUGUGACUAGUUUGUUUAAAGAGGUCAGCACUGUGUUCCCAGACUUCUUUCUUCACCUUGGUGGCGAUGAGGUGGACUUCACAUGCUGGAAAUCAAAUCCAAAAAUUCGUGCCUUCAUGAGGAAGAUGGGCUUUGGUGAAGAUUACAAAAAAUUAGAGUCGUUCUACAUCCAGAGGCUUCUGGACAUCAUCUCUUCCCUCGGCAAAGGCUAUAUUGUGUGGCAGGAGGUGUUUGACAACGGAGUGAAGGUGAGGCCAGACACCAUCAUCCAUGUGUGGAAGGAGAACCCCAAACCAUACAUGGAGGAGAUGGCAAAUGUCACCAAGGCUGGCUACCGGGCUCUGCUCUCUGCACCAUGGUAUCUCAACCGCAUCUCUUAUGGGCAGGACUGGAUGGCAGCCUACCAGGUGGAGCCCUUGAAAUUUGGAGGUAGCCCUGAGCAGAAGGAUCGGGUGAUCGGCGGAGAGGCAUGCAUGUGGGGUGAAUAUGUGGAUGUCACCAACCUGGCCCCCAGGCUCUGGCCAAGAGCUGGGGCCGUAGCUGAGAGACUGUGGAGUAACGCGACUGUCAGAGACCUGCAGGAUGCCUACGUGCGGCUGGCCGACUUCCGCUGCAAGCUUCUCGGGCGUGGUGUCCAGGCACAACCUCUCUACGUUGGAUACUGUGAAAAUGAAUUUCCUGGGUUUUGAAGGGAGAGUCCUGCUGCCCUCUGUCAUUGUGCACACAGGAGGAGUGAUCCCCCUCUCUCUCAAAAGCUUCUGGCUUGGCAGAGGGCCCCCUUCCCACCUCUGGCUUCUGCUCUUGCUUUGUUGCAAUGAACCUUUUUUUCUUUAGUGUGCACUCUUCACCUCUUUUUCUAUUUUUAUUUCUUUAAAUCUAUAAAUAAAUUACCUCAAAGAGGAAAAAGGUGCAUUUUCAUGCUCAGCUGAGACUUGGGAGACUGUGUGAGGGUUAUUGUUAGCAGGAGAUGGGUAGGGCUUGCUCCAGAGGUGCCAGUGAGGAGCAUCAUCCUGGUGGCUCCAGAGCUUGCUGGGUGCCUGCCUAGCUGGAUGAACUGUGUUUAGUCUCUGCUACUGUCACAGACUCCAUCCCUGCAGAGAGUAGGUGAUGAGAAGGUGUGGGGUCCCCCAGUUUUUUUCACCUUGACCUCCCACUGUCCGCACUGGUGGGGGGACAAGACACUGCUUGUGCCAGAACAGGUGACACCCCACCUUUUUUUUUUCUUCUGUGGCCUGUGCAGCAGUGGUCAGUGCUGUGGUGUUGCUUCCUGUCCUUGUCUCUCUUCUCUCUCUGCCUGUGUCCAGACUGGAGGUCUGCUUGCAAACCACCAUCUCUGCUGCCCCAAACCCUGUCUGCUGCCGCCAUCUCCUCUGGCUUCUCCUGAAAAGACGACACGCUGAAGCCUCUCCAAGGAGACCUUGCAAACCUGCUGAGUGGUGCAUGGAUAUUACGGAGUCACUGCUGAGCUCUUCAAUCAGCCGCCGCCUCUGCUCAGAAUUUGGCCAGCCAACCUGUCCUGCUCCUGCUCUGUGUCCUUGAGGUGGGGAGCUCAGCUCCAGGUCUUCUACAUCCAGAAGAGUUUGGUUUGGGUGGUAUUUUCCUUGGAGAAGAGACUGGCAGUGCUGCUGUCCCGCGGGCUGGGACAGUCAUGGUUUGUCUUCUUUGAUGGGGCUGCCACGGUGUUCAGCUCAAAGUGGGGCGUCUGUCAGGGAGAAACCCUGGCUGAAGGGACUGUUGUGCAGUGUCUUGGUCUUAAAUGUGAGACCUGCUGUUAUGACUGGAAACCUUUUACUAUUGAGCUUUAAUUCAAAAAUACCAAAUUAACUUUGAAUUUAAAAUACUCAGAAA
Molecule: messenger RNA, 2770 nt
Organism: Falco peregrinus (peregrine falcon)
Lineage: Eukaryota; Metazoa; Chordata; Aves; Falconiformes; Falconidae
Gene: HEXA
Product: hexosaminidase subunit alpha
Exons: 14
Coding region: 37-1611 (524 amino acids)
Biological process (GO): ganglioside catabolic process; carbohydrate metabolic process; glycosaminoglycan metabolic process
Cellular component (GO): membrane
Molecular function (GO): beta-N-acetylhexosaminidase activity
Source: RefSeq, a predicted model, not a curated record